This is a messenger RNA of Juglans regia (Persian walnut), 1707 nucleotides long. RefSeq names its product transcription factor MYB83-like. The transcript is spliced from 2 exons. The record is from RefSeq and is a predicted model, not a curated record. Bases 135 to 1091 code for a protein of 318 amino acids. NCBI's taxonomy places the organism in Eukaryota, Viridiplantae, Streptophyta, Magnoliopsida, Fagales, Juglandaceae.
CCCAUAAAGCCUUCUCUCUUGUUCGUACAAACAUAAUGUCCAUAUAUAUCCUUCUUCUCGGAUCUCCAUCAAACCACUAACAAGAAGAAGAAAGAUCACUUCGGGCAUUCAGCAAAUCCCAACGAAAACGAGCAAUGAGGAAGCCAGAUCAGAUGACAAAAGAUAAAGUAAGCCAUAACAAUAACAAGAGCAAGCUAAGGAAGGGGUUGUGGUCACCAGAGGAGGACGAGAAGCUCAUGCGGUACAUGUUAACCAAUGGACAAGGAUGCUGGAGUGAUAUUGCUCGGAAUGCCGGUCUCCAAAGGUGUGGGAAAAGUUGUCGCCUUCGUUGGAUAAAUUACUUGAGACCCGACCUCAAGCGCGGUGCAUUCUCGCCCCGGGAGGAAGAGCUUAUUGUCCAUUUGCACUCAAUUCUUGGCAACAGGUGGUCUCAGAUUGCGGCACGUCUUCCAGGAAGGACGGACAACGAGAUUAAGAACUUCUGGAAUUCGACAUUGAAGAAAAGGUUGAGAAAUAACAAUAUUUCCACACCCUCACCAAACGACAGCGACGCUUCAGAGCCUAGAGAUGUCAUAUCCGGAGGUGUAAUGGCUCCCAUAUUGCAUGAACAUGACAUCAUGAAUAUGUGUAUGGAAACAUUUUCCUCAUCCUCCAUAUGCAUGAAUACUUUGGUCACAAGCAGCCAGCAGUUUGAUCCGUUUUCUAUGAUUGAUAACCGCUAUGACAUGAUUGGUGCAGCAGGGUUAUUCAACAUGCCUACAAACUUAGCACAAUUUGGUACUGGGAAUGGACAGCUUUAUGGAUCGGAUUAUCAUGGGAUCUUGGAGCCUAAUAGUACUAUGGGGUUAGAAAGGGACCUUUCACUUCCUCCACUAGAGAGUAGAUCAAGCAUUGAAGAAAAUAAUGCUGAGGUAGAUGAGAAAAGCAGUAACAACCACUUCAAUAAUGGUUGCUUCAACAUUACUGAGAGCUUUAAAAUAGAAAACAUGUGUGGGUUUGGAAAUCAUGGGCAAGGAGAAAACUUAAAGAUGGGGGAAUGGGAUUUUGAAGGUUUAAUGCAAGACUUAUCCUCCUUAAUAUCCUUUCCUUGAUUUCCAAGCCCGACGUCCGGCCUGCCUUCGCUAUCUCUCUUCUCUCUCUCUCUCUAGUGAUCUCUCAUCAGCUUCCUCCCACACAUAAAGCUACCCAAAGCCAUACCCUAGCUAGUAAAUUUUGGGGUAAAUAUUAUUUCUCUCAAAACCAUCAUUUUAUACAUGCAUAAACCCCGAUCGUGGUGAUCUUGCUAUAUUAAUUCCUUUAGUUCCAAUAUGAUCAAUACCUGUUAAUGUUUCUUUUAGCUUAUGAGAAAAAUGUAUCCAUCACCAAAUGCUCCCAUAUAUAUAUGCAUGGUCCCUAGCUGAUACCUAAUUAGCUAGCUAGGUCGAUCGGUCUGCAAUAAGAUUUGCAAUAUAGAGAUUAGGAUGAGGAGUUUCUAUCUUGUAUGUAUUUACAUUUCCUUGUGAGGCAUGGCAUGCAUACAUUACGAGUACUACUUGAUUGGCGCGCGGGGACAGAUUGGUGCAAUAAUCAUCGUCCCAAUGAAGAGAAAUGUGAAUAGACGAAUAUACAGCAGCUAGUCGGCAAAUUGUAGUUUUAUGUACGAAAGAAAUAAUUUGGAUCGGAGGUGUAGAUCAUGUAAUUUCUAUUAAUUAGUUAUGCAUAUAUAUA